AUGCCAGAAAGUAGUGAAACACCAAUCCCAGAUAGCAAUGAAUCUGUGGUGAAUGAUGUAUCUCAUCAAACUUCUGUUAUUGAAGAGAAUUCAGUAAAUGAGCAUGAACUUGAAAACGCCAUGAACCAAACAGAAGAUAAACAAGACGAACACAGAAGUAAUUUAGAGGAAUAUCAAAGUAUUAACCAAGGAGAAAAUGUGCACAACAAAGAGGGAGAUUCAGACGAAGAUGAAAAUAAGGAUGAAGAUGGAGACGAAGACGAAGACGAAGACGAAGAAGCUCUUGCUAGAGAUUUGUAUUCAGAUGAUCAAACUAUCGGUAAUAAUGGAUCCUCAGCUACAACUGGAAACAACGAGGAUCAAACAGUAAAGGAGCAAGAUAAUGAAAAUGAAACAUCACAAGAACAAUAUCUACAGCCAUCCUCUGAAGAUGAAGAGGAACUAAAAAAUGAUGAUGAUGAUGUGGUAAACAAUGAACCAACGGUACUGGAAGACAACUUAGAAAAUACUGAGUUCGAUGGUGAUCAUGUUAACGAACAAGGAACUGAAGAUCAGAAUUCCAGUGAGAGUAAAAGUACCUCUAACGAAAAUGAGACCUCUGGUGAUGUUGAACAACAGCAACCUGCCAAUGCUAAUAUUGUCGCACAAAUAUUAUCAGAGUCAUUUGAAAAAGAGAAUGUUGAUGCUAACUUGAUUGAAAAACAAGUUAAGUUUAUUGAAGAUAGUCAUUUAUUAGAAAAAACACAAUUUCAAAAAUUAACUGAUACGGAAAAGAUUACAGUAGUGUUAAAACUAUUAAACUCAAACACAGAAACUAAAUUUCAGGCUACAAAUAAGAAAGCUAAUGCUGUUGUGGAUAGCAAUGGCUUGAGAUUGUUCCCAAAACCAGAUAUUACAAAGCCAAUGACACCUGAGGAAUCAGUAAGAUAUAAUGAUUAUCUAAAAGGUGAGAACAAAAUUACAGAAAUGCACAGUAUUCCUCCGAAAUCUAGAUUAUUUAUUGGUAAUUUACCUUUGAAAAAUGUUUCUAAACAAGAUCUAUUCCGAUUAUUUUCACCAUUUGGACAUAUUUUACAAAUCAACAUAAAAAAUGCGUUUGGUUUUAUUCAAUAUGAUAAUCCAAAAAGUGUAAGAGCUGCAAUUGAAUGUGAAUCUCAAGAGAUUAAUUUUGGUAAGAAGUUGAUUCUUGAGGUUUCUAGUUCAAAUAAUAGACCUCAAUAUGAUCAUGGUGAUCAUGGUACCAAUAGCAGUUCAACAUUCAUAUCUACUUCUAAACGUCCUUUCCAACAUGAAGACGAGGAGCCUGUUGAUAUGUAUGCCGAAAAUAACAAUGCCCAUAAAAAGCCAAAGCGUAGAACACCAUCGUGUGUUAUAUUCGUUAAGAGAACAGCUGAUAGAAAUUAUGCUAACGAAGUUUUCAACAAAUUCAACAAUAUGACUGGACUUGAAACUGACAUGGUAUUUUUGAAACCGAGAUUGGAGUUGAGAAAACUAGUAAAUGACGCUGCCUAUGAAGGUGUUUGGGGUGUUAUAUUAGUAAACAAGACUCGAAACCUAGAUGUUCAAACAUUCCAUCCUGGUCCUCGUGGAGAAACAAAAUUUGAUGAGUAUGUUAGUGUGUCUGCAGAUGACGCUGCUGCAAUAUUCAAUAACUUGAAGGUAAUCAAAAAUAGAUCAGGUGGUAUGCCGCCAUUGGCGGGACCUCAAUCAGGAUACCCGCAACAAUCUGUGCCAAAUAUGAUGCCUCAACCUCAACAAGGAUACUAUGGCAAUUAUAAUUAUGGUCAACAACCCAAACCACAGCAACAGGCGAACUUCUAUCCUCAAAUGCCGACUCAAAAUACCAGCUAUGGUCAACCGGGGAUGGCUCCAGCUGUUCAAGGUUAUGGGGCCCCUACUUCUCAACCUCCAAUGAAUAUGGGAGGUGGAAGCUACAGCCGGUAUGAUAAUUCGAGCAUGCAACAACCCAUGUCUAAUAAUCAACCCAUGAAUCAGCAACAAUUGUUAGCUGCAAUUCAGAAUCUGCCACCUAAUGUUGUAUCAAACCUACUUUCUAUGGCACAACAACAGCAACAACAGCCUGAUUCCCAACAACAAAUUUUAAACAUGAUUCAGUCAAUGCAAACACCCCAGCAGAACCAACAGCAGCAGCAACAACAACAACAACCAGUAAAUAUGCCACCCCAAAAUAGCUUUGGUGGUAAUGUUCAACCUUCGAACCAACCCACAAAUCCCGUAUCGCCAUCUGCUGCUGCCAACCAGCAGGACCAACAACCUGCUAACAAUGUUCAAAGUCUUUUGGAUAGUUUAACUCAGCUCCAAAAGUAA
Molecule: messenger RNA, 2328 nt
Organism: Nakaseomyces glabratus
Lineage: Eukaryota; Fungi; Ascomycota; Saccharomycetes; Saccharomycetales; Saccharomycetaceae
Gene: NAB3
Product: Nab3p
Molecular function (GO): RNA binding
Source: RefSeq, a predicted model, not a curated record